Messenger RNA from Paramuricea clavata, 24121 nucleotides. The record is from the annotation of a GenBank genome assembly. Lineage: Eukaryota; Metazoa; Cnidaria; Anthozoa; Malacalcyonacea; Plexauridae.
CGAUCUUUUAGGUUUUUGCACGUUGUUCACUCGAAGCAAAACGUUUGGUAAUUUCUUUUCGUCUCUACAUUUCCACGCUCUCAAACUGUCGUCGAAAACACACGUCAAGUUUAUGUACAAGAAUAUAUAGUCAGAUUUUGCAAAGGACGCGAGGGUUUGCUUAAAAUUGCGAUCGAAAUGUCCCGACCACUUCGCGAAAUAGAACCGACGAAAACGUCUAGCUUGAAGCUGUAUUCGAGUUCAACUAUUGAGUGCUUAGAAAGACUCGAAGGGAGCGAUGAAGUCUCUACAAGAAUAUUUGGAAAGUCUAGUCGCUGUGGGAAAUAUUCUUGGCUUGUACGCGGCUCUGCACUUGAGGUAUAUUAUUGUUUUAAUAAGUUUUAUCAAUAGUAAAUACAAUUAUACAAAUAUGCAUAAAAUGUUACUUUAUUCACUAAUAUCCAGGUGUUUAUGAUUAUUUAUCCACUUGUUUAUGAUUUACAAUAAUGGCCUACCAGAUUGCAGAGGAUGGAACGUGCAUAUACGAGAAUAUUUUGGUCCAACAUAAACUUUGCACCCUUGGAAUAUAAUAAUAUGCUUACACAAAGUGUUUGUUGCAUAUUAUUGGCAACUUUUAACAAUAACAACCUCAGUGCAUUUUUGAAUAAAUUUCAGACAUGAUUGCACUCUUGCACACCUAAAGUUUAGUCUUGCCCACCCAAGGUCUCGUUGGAAACUGUCGUACACUGCAGCAUGGAAAGCCAGACACUGCAUUCGAUGUUGGCCUUCAGCAUGAGUUUGGCUUGCUAGUGCACACCAGACUGUAAAGUGUUGGCUUUGCAGGAAUUUUUACCCUCGUGUGUGGCGCUUGGACGUGCAUUGAGUCUACUUUGUUUAUUAUUGUGACAAGUUUGGCAAAAUUUUAUCCGAAAUAACGUUACUGUCGUUCCAAUUGAAGUGUUGCUCAAAUAUUGAUUCAAUACAUUACCUCGGGCUGACCAAUUUAUUUCGUCAAGUUCCUCGAGAUAUUCAUACAUUUCCUGUGAAAGAGCCAAUUCCAAGUAUUUGAUCAUUUCUGGUCACUUCCUUUCUUUUUAUGAUUGGUUAGUUGCACAAACAACAAAGGUGAUUGGUGCAUUCAAACUAUUCAACAGGAAGUUUACAAUUAUACUAGGAAGUGUAUGAAUAUCUCGAGGAACUUGAUGAAAUGAAUUGGUCAGCCCGAGGUAAUCUAAUAUUGAAUCAAUAUUUGAGCAACACUUCAAUUGGAACGACAGUAAACUAGAGUAUAAAUAUUUAGCAAAUUACAAACAAAAACAGCAUAAAAUAUGCAUAAUUUCAAACACUGGUAAUUUUACUAUGUACAUUCUCUCAAAGUUUUAAUUUCAAAAUUUUACUAGGAUGAAAGCGAAUUUUUUUCAUUUUUUUUUUCAAAAUUUUUUGAAAACUAUAGCACUGGGGUCACCUAGCCUGUGAUUAUGUCAUAUUUUUUAAAUCUUGAAGAAGUGCUGAUUGGCUGUUGUGCAUGAUUCCGGUACAACAUGACCGCCAGUUAUUUUGGUAAAACUACCUUACGGUUUUCCCGCAGAAAUGACACCUCCGUAUGUAUAAUAUGGUUAGGUACCACUCUGUACCUUGGGCACAGAAUAAAGACACACAUAAGCAUAUAACCACUGCCAUGCCAUGAUGUGUCAUCAAAAUGCUGAUGCCAUGGGAUUUAUCUGAGGCAUUCACCCCAUAAUAAUAUGGUGUGUUUUGAUCCCCCAUCAUAACAAUAAAAUCCACGUAUGCUCAGAUUCGACUGGAUAUUAUCUUUAAUAUUAUUGAUUUGUGCAUUACUUUCAUAUGUAGUUAGGGAAUAUUUUAUGGCUUCUGUUAUAAAAAUGUACCGACAAAAUACAAAUAUAACAAAUGCAUAAAUUAUUAAGUGUCCAUUAGAGGCAUAAUAGGCAGCCACACACUAAUUUAACAUUUGUUAUUGAACUGGACAAGUGUAGACAGACACUACUUUGCAUGGUGUACACAAACUAGAUUCUGCUACGUUGGACUACAACUGAUAAACUCGUACUAAUAUUGGAUUCAAUACUGUUAGUUUCAAGAUAUUGGUAUGCCGAGCAGUUCCCUAACCUUUCUUUGACGUGAUUGUGGAAACUGCUUAGUUUUGAUAGAUGGCAGACUUCGAUGUCUCACAAAAUCUUGAGCUUCUCCAACUGAACAUACAUUGAUCUUCUAUUAUACUAAUAACUAGGGGUGCACUGGAACUCGGACACUUGGUUCAGGCUAGAACAAUUUUUCAGAGUUUCAGUUCCGGCUGGAACUAAUAAAAAAAACAUGGCUGGAACCGGAACUUUGUCGUUUUCAGAGAGAUAGGAAAUCAUGUUUAUUUAUUGAAUAGCAUAGGAAGAAAUUUGGACUACACAUGAAAAAUGUACACUCACUCUGAUAACACUUCAUUAUGACGUUUAAUGUUAGUCAAUCUUUUUAUUCGAACAUUUCCGAGCUCUCUCCUUGAUGACUGAAAGUGUGUGCAUGACUGUCUGGCAGCAGACAAAGUAACAUAGUUGAUAUGACCAUAUAUUGCUUAAUGAAUCAGUUCUUGUUCCGACCGAAACUUUUUUCCAGUUCCGGCCAGAUUCGGUUCUGGCCGGAUCUUUAAAAAUUGGUUCCAGUGCACCCCUAUUAAUAACUUUUUGUUGAUUUAUUUAUAUACCGUAUAGGAGGGGUGCACCGGAUUUCAAAUCCGGCCAGAAUUCCGGCCGGAUUUAACGAAUUUUCCGGUAUCCGGCAUCAUUUCUGUUUUCACCUUAAAAAAUUCACCAAGAAUGGGGUAAACCAUCAAUUUGGCAGCUUUAAAGUUUAAAAAACACUUAUAUCAUUAUAAAAUAUUAAGUUAUUAACAAAAAGAUAUUUAAAAAAGGUUUAAACACAAUCAAAAAUCUAAACUGACACCAACUAAAAAUAGUAAAAAACAUAAACCGCCAUUUUGAAUACUGAUUUAUCCCCAAUUGUCCCCAUUACUGGUUUAUCUCAAAUCCGGCAAAUCCGGCCGGAAUUCCGGCCGGAAUUUUUGUCCAAAUCCGGUAAAUCCGGUUCCGGCCGGAUUUGAAAAUUCCAAAUCCGGUGCACCCCUACCAUAUAGUACCCCUAUCGACCAAGUACAUUUAUAGAAGUGACUAUUCCACUUUUGACUCAUUUUUUUCAUUCUGCUAAUUUACUGUAGGUCAUUAAUCCAACAUCAGGCCAACGGCUCUCUGCUUGGAGAUUUGGUUGGAGUUCAAGCAAAAAAUUGUCAUUUUCAAUUAAUUGUGUGGAAGAAUUACCUACACCUGACAGUCUGUACUUGCUUGUCGGCUUGCAGAAUAUGGCAGGAUCUUCUGGAAUGGUGUGUUUAUUUGAUCCAGUGCUAUCAAGAGUCAUUAAAGCAAUCGAGUUUCCAAGAGCUGUCACAACACUUGAGUGCUUGACAACAUCAGGUGGAGCCAAUGCACCACAACAUUCGAUAAGGUAUUUUAGUGCAGAUAUGGAAAUUUACUAAUUUUCUGAUAACCAAUAUAAUCAUGCAUUAACACUUAUGACUUGUGUAUACAUGUACAUUUAUAACGCCUUUGCAGGGCGCAAUAAUUCGCGUACCAACGUACAGGAGGUAUGCCGAAAUUAUGGUCUGGUGCUUCUUUGACUGUUUUUAGCCGAGUACCACAUAGGUACACAGGAAUUUGCUAUUCGCGUACUUACAUUUCCCUUCUAUAGAAGUAAAAGUAUUCAAAACCGUCAAUAACUUUAGCUGUACAUGUUGUUAACUUUGUAUCGUAACUUUGGUAUCAAGGUUGUUAACUUUGGUAUCUAUCUGUGUUUUUGGCAUCUACGUAGUAGACGCUAUAUGCUAUCAAGUUAUCAACUAGAGUGGAGGCUUGUUAACGCUACAGUAUGUCCAUAAAUGGUUCGACAAGGUUAGGCUGUCAGCACACUCGGUAAAUCUUCUGUAACUGAGCGUCGCCAAUGGCAUCCAAGUUGCAACAACGCUUUGAAAACUGUUAUGUUAUGUCGUACAAAUAACAUUAAUUAAAGAUUUGUUUCCACAAAAUUGUGCAUCGUUUUUGCUUUUAGACCAGUAAACCAUUCAAUGUGAUCUAAACGUCUUAGGCUGUUGGAACCAUUAAAAUGUUUAUCAUGAACUAAACAAAUUAAUAAAUGUGGAGCAUUUAGUUUUAUGUGUGAUAGUAUUGCAUACUAGUAAACUUAUUUAAUUAAAUAUAUAAAAUUCAGAAAGGUUUAAUUUUUCCCAUCAAAGGCUGUGUGCAUUAUAUACGUAAGUACUGUAUGUGUAAAAUGCAAGACUCGGAAGCAGUGGCGGAAACUUUGCGAAAUUUUGGGGGGCGAGUGCCGAAGACAUGAGUUUUUUAGGGGGGUCUGGGGGCAUGCCCCCCCAGAAAAUUUUUAAAAUUUGGACCCCUGAAAUGGCAUUUGCAGCAUUCUGAGAGCGCAUUUUGUAAGAAAUUCCAGGUUUUCAAAACAUUAAGUUAAUGGUGAAUUUUGGUUUAAAUCAUGUGGUAAACAUAAAAAACCGGUAAUCUGAACUUGCAGUACGUAAUAAAUAUCUAAACCAGAGAAGUGAAAGAACACCUGAAAAUUACUACCUAUAGAAUAGAUACUGUAUAGUCCGUAGUAAAUUUGAUACAAUUAAUUGCUAUUGUUUUAUGAACACUUGGGAAAAUACUCUAUAUUAUAUAUGCAUGUAUAUCAUAAAUUUAAGAGCCUAUAUACUGCCGUAACUGGACACGAUUAAGGUUACAUCAUUAGAAGCUACUGUUUUACACCUUUUAAACAUUGUGGUCAAAUUUGGGACGAAUCGGAUAAAACGCUCUGUAGUUAAUUUAAACUCUUUUUUGUCGAGGAGAUUGGGUAAUUUUGCUUUGUCUUCAAACGACCAUAUAAGAUUUGGCCAUUUCUGUCAUUUUAUCCGCCCCCAAUGUUAAUCCACUUGUGGCCAAACCACAAAAUGUGAACUUUGCUGGUGUCAAAUAUCAAGGUGUGGGAUUCACUAAAGUAUAAGUUGUUGUUCGGAGGCAUAUAUCAUUGCGACAACAUUAGAGAGCUUAUAAUAUAGUAUUUACAGAAUCUCUCGAAGUUCAAGCUAUGCGCGAUGUUGGCUUCGGUGACUUUUCUACUGCGUUUGCGUUUUGGUUUAGACCGUUCCUUACUAAUUGUAUUUAAUCGCAAGAGGUCAGACGGUCAAAAAUCCCGAAUCGUACAGUUUAAGUAAAGACUUGUAGCACAGCUAGCGCUUAAAACUAAUUUCAUCUUUAGCUUGUUUUUAUUAAAACUUACCAUUUCGUUUCCUUAUAUUGUGCUUUCAUUUUUCAAAAUGAAUUAUGAAAUCUAGCUAAAAUAUAAUGUUAGUAAAAUUUUGGGGGGGGGGCGAUCGCCCCCCCCUAGUUUCCGCCACUGCUCGGAAGUAGCCUUAGGUACAUCUUGACUUGUAAGUUUGUACCAGCUCAAGUACAUCCUCGUACCCAGGGUCAAAAUAGCCUGGGUACGAGGUUGGCUCAAGUACUCUGCAAGAUUAUUUGGAGUACCAGUCCGGUACGGCUAAAAAUAUUGAAUUAUCGCACCCUGCUUUGAAUAUGACUACUGGUAUGUAUUGAAUUUAUAUCGGUACAUUUGGGCAGUAAGUAUUGCUUUUCCCAAAAAAUGGCUGUAAAUCAGACAGAAAUAAAUUAUUUAUGCAAAUUAUAUUCAUAAGAUAAGCAUGUGUAUUAGUUGUAUUUAUAAAUACAACUUUUCAAUACUGAAAUUAUGCUAAAACAAUUAGUCACCUUAGGUUUGGUGAUUACAAACCUAUAUUCACUUUGCCUUCGGCUCAGUGAAUAUAGCCUAACCUUGUAAUCACCUCGCCUUCGGUGACUAGUUGCUAAGUAAUUACCAGACUUACAACUUUAGGUAACUUGCAUGUAAAGCAUUUUACGUUCUACCUCCUGUAUCAAGUUACAGUACAAUGUUCAACAAAAACAUGGAAUAUAAUUAAUUUUCGAAUGGCAUCAUCGGUGCAUAUCUUCAUUGAUGUAUAUGGCGGGAAAUAGGAUGGAAAACUAGUAAAGUCCUUCUGUAAGAGGAGCCACACAAAUUAAAUAGGGAUUUGAAAAGGACUUUGCAAAAGUCUGUUUGAAAAAGCAGUGAUAGACAAAUUUGGCUAAUGUUUGUUUAUAUCUCCAAUUCACAUCUUUAGGUAACUCACAUGCCUAGUGUAGUUACUAUUGAUCUAUGUUUGUGAUGUUAUUCUGAGUGUGUAUCCACAACAGGCAAGCUGAAAAGUUUACCUGACCACGGUGGGAAUUGAACCCGCGACCUUUGGGAUACUAGUCCAAUGCUCUACCAAAUGAGCUACAAGGUCAAGUCGGUUUGAGUUGGUGAUAUUUCGGAACUGAGUCUAGUUCCUACAAUAUCAAUGUAUUCUAAGAUAUGAUGAAAAAAUAUAUCUUCGAUUACGUUGAUAUCGAAGGAACUAUAGACUCAGUUCCAAACUAUCACCAACUCGAACCGACUUGACCUCAUAGCUCAGUUGGUAGAGCGUUGGACUAGUAUCCCAAAGGUCGCGGGUUCAAUUCCCACCGUGGUCAGGCACACUUUUCAACUUGUCCGGUGUGGAUGCACACUCAGAGUAACAUCACAAACAUAAUUAUAAUAAUAUUCACCUGAUUACAAAACACCAACACACACAAAGACUAUGAUACUAUUGUUCUAAUUUACGGAAGCAUAGAAUAGAACAAAGGUAGCUAAGCUUUAGAAAGUUGAGUGAAUAACUUUAAAUGUUACCAAUGUUAGCCAAAUUUGUCUAUUGCACUAGAAAGGCGGGCCAUCAAAUAAUGCAAAACCAUUUUAAAUGUGUAUUGAUUUCAUUCAUUACUAACUUUAUUCAGUUACAUGUCAUGCAUGUGUUUUUAAUCUUCCCAGUUGGUCUUUGCUUUCUUGUCUGUACUUUUCUACUCACUCAAUGUAUUAAGCAACGAUCGAAUUUCAGCUCGCGGCGCCCUCAACAUCAAUUGUGAAGUUUUAAAUAUAAAUUUCGUCAUUUCUUAAUUUGGUCUAUUUUAAGUUAUCCGACCAGCAGUUGGCAUAAGAGAUUAACAACUUAAACUCGAAUGAAAAGUUUAAUACGAAGAAACUCCUUGCAUAAUAUUUAACAGGUCAAAAACAGCGCAAAAAUCAAUCUUGUUCCCAGAGCCAAAAUAUGGUCGGUCACUGUAUUACCAGCGUCAUACAAAUUUGACCAGUCAUUAAAAUUUGGCCAGUCAUUGACCAGUGACCGUCCGUUAUUUUUAGCCCGGGGAUUCGACUUACGCAUGAUAACAAGAAGUAUUCAGACCAUUUUCAAUAUUGUCUACGGAAGCAGAGCUCAGAGUCAUCCAAUGUUAAAUUUGUCUAACAGAGAAAUUGGAGUUUGAUGUCUCAUGAAGACAUUUGUGUUUAUCACUGUAUUAUCUUUUAUUCGUAGUGCUCAGUUACGUCUGAUGUUUGGAGUGGCUGCGGUCGGCAUGGAUUGUGGUCAUGUGUACCUGGUUGACCUGCGGCUAGAUGAUGAUGUCGAGGAAUUUGAUGAGUGGAAUCCAAGUCAUUUGCAAAUUGUCGACCUAGAUAAUCCUAAUAUUGCAUUACUCAGGAGCAGAGCUAGGGAGGAUGGAGCACAUAUGGCAUUUGAGUUGGGAGGUUUGUGUUAUGAACAUUUAAUAUAAUAUCAUAAAUGACCUUAAACAUAUUUUGAGUUGUUUCAAAGUUAUUCUUAUAGACAGCUUGGAUAUGACUUCUGAAACGAACCAUGCAUUACUCUUGAGAAAUUCAACUCAAAAUAAAGAAGUAAAAACAGUCAGAUUUCUAUGCCAAAACAAAUGUUGUGUUCACUGUCUAUCUAAGGUCUCAACUAAUUGUAUACUGAGGCCGAGAUUUCUAGAAUGUUGAAGUCAGCAAGCCAAUUCGCACAUUCAAAGACCUCGUUCUCAGUUCGGAUAAAAUGCGAGUUAAAUCAUGACAUGCAAGAAAUUCAAACAAAAUGUUUAUUUGUUCAAAGUGCAUCCAGGUAUAUCUGUAGUACGAACUGUACAACAAUGUUUGAUAAAUUUGCAUACGUCUCCAAGUAUAUUUUGCGCAGGGCUAAUUGGCUAAACAAAACUUAAGAAAGUGACAAUGAAUGCUUUUAUUUAAGGACGGAAACACCGCGAUCAGACGCGGUCUGUACUCAAAAGACUGGAAAUAGUGUUGUCUUCCCGAAGCUCUAGCAAAAAUACGAGAGUUUAACUCCGUAUAACUACGUCUUGACACAAGGAAAAAGUGGCGAAAUUCUCUACCUUAUACCUUCAGCCGUUUCCUUACAGUAAACGCUUUUCUUUUCCCUUAUUUACUCCUACAAUAUACUUUUGGCAGACAUUUCCCCCGCCAUUUCCGUAUUCUCGCGCACGCGCUUUACGUUUGACUGAGGUGUUAAGGCUGGAUGGAUAUAGAUCCAUCAUUCCAUACUGCCGACCUAUACGUAAAGUGAGGUGAUAGAUGUGUGGAGACAAAUGCACUUUUUUUGGUUUAUAUUUAACAGUUAUUUUGCAAACACGAGUCCUAUAUGAGCUGAUACCUAUAAAGCACGGGUUCAAUCCCCCUCCCCCCUAACUUAUCACUCUGUUUACCUAUCGUUCAAUGCCCUCGUCUCACCCCCACGGAAUGUCAUCUACUAUCCCUACAUUGCCACAACAAUAUCUACGCUGUCAUUAAACAGAGUUCAAUAUAAUUCUGAAAAGUUGGUCUGACAUUGUGUCAGACCAACCCAUGUUUCGGUCGAACAUGAUCCGACACUUAAUUAUUCUUGGUUUCUAGAACUGUGACAAAACCGUACUGACAACUACCAAAAGUCCAAAAACCAUAUGCAUAUAAAUUAUGCAUAAUAGUUAACAAAAUUACACAAUAUCAACGACAACUUACUCAGUAACAGUAUAUAUAACAUAAAAUAUUUCUCUUAACACACGAGAUCACAUUGUUAUUGUAUGGAUCGUUACUAAGUCAGAUUCUGUGAUUGUCUAGCAGACGGAAUUUUUUUUUUGCAUGUGUUAAAGAUUACAAAUUUUGUUAAAAAGAUUUGCAACAAUAAAGGAAAAAUUAUUCAAAUUAAUGAGACAAAACGGUCGGCCAUAAUGUCCGUGCAGAGUAAUCAGUAAACGGCCAUAUCAGCAUUUUGCUCGGCUAUAUAAUGGCCGGUGGCCGACCGUUUUAUUGACCCCUGCCAUUAAACCAUAAUAAGUAAUCUUAGCCUCUGCGGAGGAGUGACUUUGUGAGACAUUUCUGAAGCGUAUUUUAACUUCUGGCCGUGUAUCAUGCUCAUUUUCGCACAAUAGCCGGUUCCCCUUUAUAUUGCGUAUUCUGAAUACAACUACCAGCAUGCUUUUCGGACGCGUUAUUGCAUAUUACUUCAACUGUUUUAAAACAGAAAUUAAACGACCAAACUUUUACACAUGCAAAUGAUAGUUUGAGAUAUAAAUAUCAGAACAAAGAGGCAACAAAUAAAUGCAUUUACAUAAAAAUAAAAGCCUUCAAGUUUACCUUCAAAAGUCGCCAUUUUGCAAUGCGGUCGCGAGUUCGGUACCAGCCUCCUGCUUGAGAAGAUUUGCUAAAAUGUAAAAAUCCCCCACCUCCUGGGGCAAGAAAAAGGAUCAAAUCCCCGUCUAAUCUCCAUCAAGUCCCCGGGGUUUGGGGGGGGGGGGCUGUUCCCAGUGACAAGUGCAUGCAUUACUGCUAGAUGCAUUUACCACAUUAUAUACACAGAUUUAUAACACUAAGAAACCAAAACUUUAUAAUAAUAUAGAACUGACAGUGACCAAAGUAGCAAACCUUACACCUGUAUUAAAGAACGUCGCAGAAAGAACAAAGAUCCGAAGCCGGACUGCCGAAGGCCUUUCAAUACUUGUGCUUCCACGUGAAUGUUAAAACGUCCAAAUUCGAAUUAAGGAUAAAAUUGAAUAAAAGAAAGGAACGUUUCUGAUUAUCAAAAUAUUUAUCAACAUAUGUUUUCAUAAAGCAAAGCAGAACUAUCUUGCUCCAAAAUUGUGCUGAACUAUAUCAAGUCUGUUUUAUCAAUGUAAUCAAUGUAAUGAAUCGAUGUAAGUAUAGUUGCUUUUGCAUGCCUUAAUGUCUAGGAACGCAAGGUUCCACGGCGUGGAAACACCACGGAAAAAUAGCUUACUGCGCAUUUCCGAUCGCGCAUGGCCACAAUGCAGUGCGCUGGAAUGUUUUGAGAUAAAAAUCCCCAUCUACACAAAUUAGAUCUGCUGCGUCGCUCGCUUCCAUGUUUUAAAAUUUGAACGCUCGACAAGCAGUAAACUCAAAAGUACUGUCCCGUUUGAAAUUUGAACGGUAUGUCCAUACAUGAAAAGGCGAACUGCAGUAAUUAGAAACCGGCUUUAGGGACUGUUCGUUAAUUAUGGCCAGGGGGGGGGGGCUGGUGUUCAGAAUAGGGGGUACAAAUUUCAAAAUCAGAAAAAAGUGGGGGGUACAUUUUUUGAGUCGAUGAAAAAUGGGGGGGGGGGGUACAAUUUUAGUUCUAGCAAUUUCAUAUAUUGCUUGACUUUGAUACUAUGCAAAGAAAAUUUUGGGCAAAAAUAAAAGAAAUUUCUAAAUUAGCAGAAAAACACUAUUAAUUAAAACAGAAUAUUUUGAUAAAUUUUAAAAACCGAAAUUUUUUUAAAUGAAAAAUAUACUAAUAUAAUCUCGACCCCAGACUAUAGAUUAAGUGUGGACAGAUGUGUAACUUCAGUAAAAAAGUUGUCCCAUGGGCGCCAUUUUCCUAGCAAGUGUCGCUCGCGUGAUCACAACCUCGUUGGCGUGAUUAUGCGUCAUUUGGUAAUAAUGUAAUUGCUUUUGAAAGUGCUUUCAACACCUAGCUUUUCUACAACUUUACAAAUGAUGUUCUUGAUUGUUUUUUUCUCGCAUGAUUUUUUUUUUUUGGGGGGGGGUACAAUUUUUAAAACGUUGAAUUUUAGGGGGGUACAUUUCUUGAUAAACUCCCUAAAAAAUAAACACCCCCCCUGGCCAUAAUUAACGAACCUCCAUUAGCGAAGCUAGAAAUUGCAUGCAGCUGCUCAACUUCAUGCUAACACGUUUUUGGUUCUUUAAUUAUUCAAACCUUUAGAAAUGUAUUGUCUUUAGUCUGUCUUUAGUCACGUUGAUUUGCACAGUAUGACCACCAGAUUAAUUGUACAUCAAAAUCGAAAGAAAAUGCAGCUUUGUUAUUAGUUCAAUAACAAAGUGUGAAUGCAGAAAGUUAUAGUUAUGGAAGACAUUAUCGAAGGUAAUAGCAAUAAAAAGAUCGAGUUUAUGUCAAGGCAAAGAUUCUUUUCUCGCUUCAGUGUUUGGUGGUUCUUGGUACGAGACAAAAAAGGCUCGAGACAAAGAUAGGCGUGUCUUUCUGGACUUCAAUUCAAAAUUAUCUUGGAUUAUUUUCGCGAGAAAGCUUUUAUAACUUCUAAAAGUGCUUUAAUAUUAUCUAAAAUUGUCCAAAUUUUCUGUUUAAUGUAUGAAAUUUUUACCGGAAGUGGGCUUUCUGUGCUCGCAGGAAAACUACCCACAGUAAACAAUUGCAGAUUUUGAUUGGCUUAGAGCGAAAUUGUCAACAAAUGCGGUGAUUGGUCGAGAACGAAAUUCCCCCUCGUUGCGGCACACGUCACAUUUUUGUGACACGAUAUGAAAGCACUCUUUGUAUGCAUAUAUGUACACAAAAGGGCCGAAGUAUAAAGGAAGCAGCCAAGCACAUCAAAUAGACAUCGAAAUCGAAAGGACACGAAGCUACCUUACAAAUUCGAUAAUGUUAAACAUUCGGAAUCCAACAACUCCAGCAAUGGAAGUCGAAACAAGAGAAGGCAAUGUGAUCGAAGUCAUCGAACUAAAUGUUGGUGGGACAAUAAUGGCGACAAAAAGAUCGACUUUAUGUUUAGUCAAAGAUUCUUAUCUCGCUUCAAUGUUUGGUGGUUCUUGGGACGGGACAAAAAUGGCGCGCGACAAAGACGGCCGCGUCUUUCUGGAUUUCAAUCCAAACCAUUUUGCCGUUAUCUUGGAUUAUCUUCGCGAGAAAGCUUUUACAACUUCUGAAGCUUCCCUAGCUUUGUUUAAAAUUCCCCCAGAAGAAGUCGAGAGUGUUAUUAAACUUGUUGACAAUCUUGGAUUAAGCUUGGAUGAGAUGCGGCUACCAAAGUUCCCCAAGACUGAAGCGUUCCAAUUCCAUAGUGAAGGCAUUAAACUGGAAGAAAAUGGUGCUGUGGCAGGCACGACUAACACGAGGAGUCGUCGUGUCGUUGGUCAAAAUAUUUACGAGCGCGGAGUGUUUCGAAUCAAAUUAAGCCUUGAGCAUCUGGGUUUUAAUCAGAAUGAGACUAGCGAAGUCGGAAUUGGUAUGAUCAAAGAAAAGUUAGAAAACGAGAAGAAAAAUGAUUUUUCUUUGCCAGUAGCUUUUUAUGGAUGGGGGAUUUUCUUCAAACAGUUGAAAGUGUACAGCAGUAAACUAACUGACGAUCGAAUAAUUCCCAUGCAGUCACAUGAUGAAUUCAUGCGGCAAGUCGAGAUGGUUGAACUAGUAUUAGACUGCGAUGCAGCAAAAUUAUACCUUAACACCAAAAACGGCAAACAGUAUCAUGUCGACCUGCCUAAGUGGACUAAGUAUAGACUAAUGAUUAAAAUGGGUGAACACAUCAUUUCCAAAAUUCGUAUUGUUGAAUUCCGUAAGGAAUACUAAGUUAGUCUAUAGCAGUAUGUGCUUGACCCUCCUGUGUCAAGGAGAAACGCUGACGAAGGCCUGUUUUAUAAUAAAAGCGACAAAAAUGGUUUCUUUAGGACAUAUUGAACCAGGUUUUUAGUAUGUUUUUCUUUUACAUUAUAAAAUAAAUAGACAUAUAAACGAUUAUAGGUUAUAUUACUAAUUACUGUAGUUUCAAAUAUGAAACUAUAGCUUUAGCUAAAAGUAGUAUAGACUCGUAUAAUUACUAGUUAUAGUUUUGUGUAUAACUCAUUCAGUUAUAACGUAUAUUUAUAUUUGUGUAGCAGUUAACAUUAGCUAUAGCUUUUUAUUGUAAAAAGUUUCAAAAUGUCAUCGUUUACUGAAUGCAAAAUUCUUUAUUAUGUAACUUUAUACCACUACAAUCCGCUGUCAAGCGAAAUUCUUGACCUCUGCGAAAUACCUGAACAAGCGUAACGGGUCAGAAACUUCGCACGUUUAGGCGCGAAAUACAUGACGCUUGCUAAAUUCUAUGUCGGCCAAAACUGCAUGUUUUUUAGAGUUUAUAGAUAAAAUAAUCAUGAUGUUAAUUUCUAAUACUUCGUUAAAUAUUUCAAAUCGACAUCGCUAAGUUUCAAUCAUAAACACUUUAAAUUUCAAAGCGAAUUGUGUGGUCGUUGACCGCGAAAUACACGACGUUUGCUAAAUACAAUCGGUCGAAACGAUUUUUAAGUCCAUAUGCGAUGUUACCAAAUGUUUCUAAUUUAGACAUCGCCAAAUCUAAAAGGCCAACUCACGAACUCAUUGUUGCUGCUUACUAAAUAGUGAGAAGGUCAAACGCGAAAGAUUUUUGGUGCUUAUAGUAUAGUAAUGCAUAUAGCAUAACCUUUUAAACUGGAGUCUAUUUUAUAUCACUAAGUCUAAGAGCGCUUUUCGAGUGGUCAAGACCAUUAACGGCACUCUAUUAAAACUUUUCUUUGUGAUCUUCCUACUACACAACUGGAAAAAUGUUUUCAUUAACGCCCCCCCCCCCCCUAGCAGUGUUGAAUGUACCACGGUACUGUGUUCUGGGAGUUUUUCUAAAUUGCAAUAACAUUUUUUGUACAAGGUCAUCACAACCAAAUUUGGGAAUUCCCUUGCAAGGCUGAGCCCUGAAAUUCCUUGGUUUUUCUUGAGAUGUUUUUCCACGCUUGGAAACGAAAACACGGAAAAGCCGAAAACCUGCGUAGUAACGGGAUGUUCGCCAAGUAGCUUUAUAUUAGGCUGCAUUUCUGCAAGUGAGGGCUAGUGAACUCUAAGGGAACGAUAACGUAUGGCCGCCAUCUUCAUUAUGGCCGCCAUGUACGUAUGAAGUGGGAUUUACGCCACCGAAAAGACAUCUGUUUUUGAGCACUAAAUAGCUGUAUUUCAACAAGGAAAAAAGCUAAAAACUUUCAACAAUACUUGAGAUUUAAUACAAAACAUGUUUCAAGAACGUAGAGCAGUUUUAAAGUUAUUUUCUCAGGCGUCAAAGUGCGAAGUUUUUCGGCACGUUCAAACUUGUGUAAUAUUUUGAAUAGGAAACUGUUACCCAGGAAGUUUUUGCUGUAGUGAAUGUUAAAUACUUAGAACUAUUCAGAAAACUAGGUUUGAAUCUUUAAAGUUGAAGAUUUUUGAUAUAAAAGUACUUUUCUUGCUGAUUUUCGCUCAAAAACAAACAGUUUGACUGAAUUUCCCGCUCCUCGAAACUCUCCCUAGUCCUUUUGAAAGUUAAUUUAUUGCUCGCUGAGCCUCGCGAGCGCUCGGGAGAAGCGCCAUCUUGGCUUCGGGCAAGUAUGGACAUGUUUACCUGUAGUUAGCGUUCCAGUGUUAUUACAGUUCACUGGUGAGCGGCAACCUCUCCUACCCAUAUUAUAAGUACAUAAAUCAGUCGCAUUUUUAGUUUGAUCUUAGAUUGUUUUAAAUUCCUUAAAAUCCUCAGAACUUACUGCCGGGUUUUAAGGAAAAUUCAUUAAUGAAUAUUACAAAAGUUCAGUAACUGGUAGCACAAGUGUCGCAGUAGGCUCAGUCCCAGCCGUUCCCUCUUGGCGGCUCUCUGGAGGAACGGCUGGGCGCAUGCAGUGCGUUCCGUGUCUGAUCACGUGUUAUUACUAAUUCCAAUAUGCGAUAUUUCCGCAUAAAUUAUAGAAUGUUUAUUUUUAUAUGGAUGAGUGUAAUAAUACAAGUCAUUAUUAAAAUAGCCAGAAAUGCUUGCCAGGUUGGAAAAAAACGCGAUGAAUUGAUUGAAUGACAUCUAAGAACUUAAAAACUACACCAUGUGAAUUAGCAUCUGUUCGUGGAUGUUUCGUAUGUUUGUUCUACCGGCUGAAGUUGAAAAUGUAAAAUAUCGCACGAAAAUCGUAGAGAGAACGUGGGAAUUGCUGGAAAAUGCUUGUGAUAUUUUGUGUGCCAUGCAAUAAAUAUUUGUGCCGUUCAUUCCUGAGACAAGUUAACAAGUGCACCAAACUACAACAAGAAAUUGAUGAUUGUAAAAAUCAUCUCAAGAAAGUUUAUAUAAGGAUGAGAGAUUUAAACGCUGUGUUUACCCACCAACGUAGAAACAUCUCCACAUGCAUACGGCGCCCUCAAAGAAAUCGGCUAGGCUAUCAACGACGUUAAACCCCAAAAACUUGUUUUUAAAAGGAAUGAACUUCCAAAUGAGCUCUGCGUCGAGAAGUCCAAUGUAAAAUUGCUACAAACGCUAUUAAGGAUCUGUCUGGUGUUCCAAAUCUAUAAUACGAGACAUAAUAAUAUGUAAUACGAGACAUAAUUAUGAUAAUUAUUUAGCACCGCGAUUUGCGGUGCUAGUAUUUUGAUUGGCUAAACGAAACAAUACGCACUGCAUGCGCCCAGCCAUUCCCUCCAAUAGAGCUCCCAAGAGGGAACGGCUGGGACCGAGCCUAGUGUCGCAGAUGUUUUGUCCAGGAUUUUAGCUUUUUGUGAAAUCUAAUCAAUUUCGUAACAUAUGAACUGACUAUUUUAACAAAUUUUUACGAACCUUUUUAGCAGUGAGUUGUAUUAACUGUUAAUAGUUAACAAUAAUCAAAAUUAUCAUUGUUUUCCUUUGCGGCAACACCGCUUUCGAUCUGUAAUACUUUGCGGAAAUACCGCUUUCGAUCUGAAAUAUUUGCAUCUGGGCUUGUUAUAUAGGAGCUCUCAGGUGGUGUGUGUGUGUGUGUGGGUAUGGUGUGUGGGGGGCUGAGCCUCGCUUGUUAAAACAUUCAUGCCGGUUUGGGGGCUGACCUCCCAAUAUUUUGCAGAUUUCAUAUUCAUAACCUGGAAAGUUCUUUGCAACUGUAGUGUUGAAAUGAUGUGGUAAUGAUGUUAGCAAUCUGUACUUGAUUACUAUGAUCAAACUAUUAGGUCAUGUAUGUGGCACCAACAUGAAAUAGCUUCGGUAUAUCGGAAUCUUAUUUGAAGUUGAGUCCUUUAUUCAAAAAGAACUAAAUAUAAAUUGAGGAAUUACUGUAGAACCAAAAGUAGAUACUGGAACCUCCACGCCUUGUCUCCCUCACGUCUUGUCACCCCCCCCCCCUGUUAUCAUUUCAGUUUUUACCACUGUUGACUGGAUAUUACAGGUCAAAACUGUCAUCUCUUAUCAACUUUUGAACCUUGAUGAGAAUUGACCGACAAACGUGAGCGAGAGUUGCAACACUCAUCACAUCCUCCUUUGACCGGGGCUUUGCAAUGAGAUUGCACUUCUCUCAGCCCAUGCCUGUCAGAUGUUGGGAUCCUAGGUAGCGGCACUACCUGCAAGUGCCUGAAGCUAACUGCAAUCCCUGGUCAGAAGGUCUUAUGCAUGCUUAAUUAAGUAAAGUAGAAAAUUUCAAUUUUUCCCAAUACAUUUUGCAAUAUUUACCAACCAGAUUUAAUAAGAGUCGUACUAAAGACGUAAAUUCAUCAAAUGAUGCCAUCAAAAACUUAACAUUGUUGAGAAAAGUUUAUUCAAACAGUCUGUGUUUUCUGUCUUGAUUUCCAUUCAUUGAAUAGUGUUACAUGCAAAUGCCAUUAUUUUAAUACAAUUUUGACAAUAUUAAACAUAACUCAAAAAAAUUUUGUUAGUGCCUGAUGGCCUGUCAUAAAUUUGCAAUUCGCAAGCGAAGUGGGCAAGUUUGGACCAUGCAGGGCUAACUGCAAAUUUUUUUUGGGUACCUGCAAAAAAAACUAAAUAUACAGGCAUGUCUCAGCCAAUCAUCCAUAGUUUUCUGAUACAUGUAACACUGUCUGCAAGGAAUGUGAUAAAAAAUAUAUAGUUAACAUAUUACCACUGAUGAAGAUCCGGGCUUACGGAUCGAAAGCUUUGCAGUAAUAAAUUUACGUGGUGUUUCCACAAACAAAACUAUUAUAUAAAUAUAUAGUUAACUCUUUAUUUUUUCCUAAAGGUGAAUGUCAUAUGCUGGGAAGUUUUUCCUAUGCCUCGCCAGAGGGAGAAAUUCUGGGCAACUACGCAUCAAGUAAGUCAAAAGAUUAAGACCAAACUUUUUUUGUAUGUUUUACAAUAGGCGCUCAAAACUAACGAGCUUAACGAGCAUAAUAUACCACUUACAUGCAUGACUACAUCAAAAAUUAUUAAUUAUUAACACCUUGGCUAUAGAGCCUCGUUCUCGUGAUUGUAACGCUUCUAUAGCCAACCAAGGUGACGUAUUUCCGGAAGUGUGUAUUGUAUUUUGAUUGACAUUUUUUUUCUAUUAUGUCGUGUUUCUCAACCGCCAGAUGCAUUUAACGUGGUAAAACUAGAAAAUAAAAUAUAAAAAAGUCGUACGGCAAAAAGAUUUUAGGUUUGGACGCUUUUCAUCGCAAAUACGCGACGUAAAAUUGCCUCUUAGUAAAGGCUGCAUUCCAGUUACGCGUUUUUCAUACGUGCGUGUACGCACGUAAAAGUUGAAUUCGCUUAAAAUUUCAUAUAAGUGCAAAUAACCUUAACAAAUACACAUUAAAUCAUACCCAAAACUGAAUGCUGUCCUUUUAUAAAUUUAGUUAUUUCAUAAGUAGGAUGUAAAGCGAAUUCAACUUUUACGUGCGUGUACGCACGUAUGAAAAACGCGUAACUGGAAUGCAGCCUUAAGAACACAGCAGAUCACCACAUAGACCAGUACAGUCGAGCAGGUUUCCCUUGACUAGUUUUCGUGAACUUUCUUGUAUGUAUAGUCGAAAUGUUUCAGAGCCUGGAGAUAGAUUUUUUGUUAUAUUUUAGGUGAGAUAAUUAUCACUAGUUUGAAAUACAUUCGACAGUUGGGAUCUCUUGUUGUGGGUUACAGUUUUGGAUGUUUUCAGAUCUGGGAUUUGGAACAACAUUCCCGGGAGUAAGUGUGAAACGUUUUUUUCUAAUGGGGAACUCUCUUCAGUAUAUCUUGCUUGUUCACGUAAGUGUGGUUAAACUACUCUUAGAAUGGCCAGUCCCUCUAACCUUAACCAACAAGUAAAACGUCGACGUUUCGAGCGAGUUCUCUUGUGAUCGUUUGACCAGUGAGUUGGGAAAUCUCUCAUGGAGAGUCUCGACGUCCUUGCUCUGACUUGAUGUGCUUGAAAGAACUUGUAAAAGUACGAUCAAACGAGUAUGAGAGUUGCCAAUCUCGCUUGUGUUUGACCGCCAAAUCGCAUUGACUCCUGCCCUUUCAUCAAUUUGAGCUUUUUUCAAAUUUUGAUGUCAGUGUCACGCGUGCUAAUAAUAUCCAAUUAAGUUCUUUGUGGGUUUGCAUGGCGAUAAAACAUAUAAUACUUCACAAAGCAUUAAUAAUUCAUGAGGAAAACACAAAGAAAAAUCAUAAGCGUGUCGUAUCUUUAUAUGUGAUAGAGAUUUCCCUUGAUUUACAUAAACUUUAACUUUGAUUUUCUCGACUUACACAACGUAGUUUUUGAAAAUUACUUUGCCAAUGAACUUACUAGAUCGAUCGUUUUUGAAGCGAUUUAAAACAUUCGCAGUGCGUGUUUUCUCAGGCCUAAAGAUACUCCGCUUCACCUUGUAUCUUUAUCAGUAUCUGAUAAAACACUGCUGAUCAUAUUUUAAAUAGUGCAUAGAAUUUCCACUCGAUAAUUUCCAUCUACAAUACCCUUCCACUAAUAUCUCAACGAAAUAAUUCAAGAAAAUUAAAUGAAAUUUGGUAAGUGCACGUAAGCAAUUCUUCAUCAUUAUCAUCAAGUUACUUUCAAGUGAUGCAUAAAAAUUGGGGAGAAAGUUUCGUGCCAUGUGCACUGAGUCUUUAGAAGUAUACCACACUGUAUUUGAAACAAAAACCUGGGACUAUAACCUCAAAUUAUCGAAUAGCGAUUGGAUACUCUAAUUUUCAGGUUGGAAAAGCGUAAUGCUGUGUUACUGUUUUUGUGAUUGUUAUGAGGAAAAUGUGGAAAAUGUGUUUUAGCGCACAUAUAUAAAUACUGUAUGUUUCGAUAGAAAUUUUGUAGUAAUGUAACGAAGGUAAAAAUUGGACGAGUCGUGCAGUCAUGAUUCAUGAAUACACUGCAUGCUACAUAUAUAUGUUCAGUGCAUGCAUACAUCACGUCGUAGUUGACUUUUCGGGUGUUACUUUCUAUGCCCUAACUUUCCACGCGGGCGUGAGCUAGGCCGCUGGACCUCCUCCAUUUAUUUUCCCACCUUCCCAGUUAUUUCCACUAAAAUCCGGCCUUGGUUUAAAGUCCCCUGUAGAGGGCUGUUUAGAACUGAGGAGUUGUCAGCAUAAAUAAAGUUAGCUUUAGUUUCGAGAUCCAGUUGUUUAUCGAGUUUCCGCCACUUAAAAAUGACUUUGUAUUUAUGUACAUUUUAGAUUCAGCAGCUUAUUUGGUGUUUACAUGUUACCUGUGACUCAUAUAAUUUACCAGGUGCGCAAUAUAUUCAAGUCUGUUAUGGUCAAUAAUGCAGGGUUUGUUGCAAUUUGAAGUUGUUAAACAGUUGUUGUUAUAGGGCUUGUUCAUGCACCCCGUUUGGCUUGAAGGUCAAUUUAAUAAUAAUUCACCCUGGUGGAACGAAAUUACGAAAUAUGUUGUGCGCUUUUCAUGUGAACACGCAAUGAUUUUUCGUUUGCAAGGACUUUCUCACUUGGGGGCUGCUUGCAUGUGUAAACGUCAAUUAACGCUAAUUGCGUUUUAUUACACACAAGAUUUUUGAUCAAAUAUUUGAUAAAUGAACAAGCUGUUUUCUUUAGAGCAUCGCAUGGCGUUCAUAGUAAAAAUAAGGAACAAUUUGUGAUUACACCAUGUAUUUAAUUUCAUUCUGAGUUUUCGGCUUGUGUACUCGGGGCGCCGUCUUCAGAGAAAGAGUGAACAUUAGAUUGCGUCUGUAAACCUAGAUACAGUUAAUGUCGCGUGCGCAAAUAUGCGUACGCCAAAUUUAAAUACAAUAAUUCAACAACUCUAAAUUGGAAACAACCUAGUCAUAGAAAAGUAGAAAUAAACUAACUGUUAAAAUUAAAAAAGGGAUGUCCAAGUGUCAUUAAGUGGCUUGCCAUCUUGCGGAAUUGUCCGAUGUUUAAAAAUCUCUAUUGAUUCCCUCAUUUUCCGCUUUGACGUUUUUCUUUAACCUAGGAUCACGCUAACCAGCUGUCGGACAACCGGUCCCAAGUGAAUUAGCAGGUGGCAUAUGAAAAUUAAAGCCCCCUAAACUGUAUAGCUGUUCUGUGUUCUGUGUUCUUAAUUAUUGGUUGUUGCACGGUUGUCUUGAUAGGAGCCCGAGAACGAUCCGCGAUUGUGUUGUUUUCUGUGGGUAGCCCGUGGACAGACUGAGAACGAGGAGGUUGGAGACUCACCGACCACUAUUACUUUGUACCAACUCAUCUAUGAACGAGAGGAAACAUUAUCUGGUUAUGGUCGGGUUUUGAAGGUAAGUAGAUCACGGGACAACAGGGCGGUCAAAAUACAUUGUGCAUAAAAAACUGCGUGCUCGAAUUCCGAAUAGAAUAAUAACGCAAACCGUUUAUGAUUAUGUUAAUUUUAAAGCUUAGUCAUUCAGAUUUUCAACGGUAUAGGCUACUCUUGUAAUUUGAUAUGGUUCGCAAGAAAUAUAUAUUUUUUGUGACUGAGAUUGGAGAAUACAAAAUUUGAGAUGCAUACCAAACCGAUACUAACUCAUUUUGUCAGUAAAACGAAAUAAUUGAAGCAUUUUGGCAAUUGUUUAUCAAAAGUACUAUGGCAUUUUGUAGACUACUUUUAGUUCGUUUUAGUAACUUUGCAUGCAUUACGGUCUCGGUUUAACGUGGUUUAAACCUGCACCAACUUCCUAUUUCAGUCCGUUUGAUUCCCGCAUCGUCGUGCGUUCCGUGGCGAUUCGCUUCUUGCGAACGUUCGUGUAGUUAACUGGUUAAUGAUAAUUCAUUCUUAUAUUUCUUCUAACUUGUAAUGAUUUAUUUUAAAUGUUUUACGCGCCCAUUGUAAGCGUGGUUAAAUCAGUGAACUCUAUAGAUAUCUAAAGCAAUAGCGUCAGUCAUUCGGUCUAUAAGAAAAGUGAAGCCGAUAGACCCUUCCGGAAAGUACGUCGCUUUGGCUAUAGAGCCUCGCUUUCGUGAUUGAGAGGAUUGGAUUUAACUGAUCUCGCAUACACGAAAACGAGGCUCUAGCCAAUUGCAAAUGACGUUACUUUCUGGAAGAGUGUAUUGACGUUCAAUAGCUAUGAAGAUUGUAAACAGUUUUACUACCAUUUUCCCCAGCUGAUUCCAGUUUUUUUAUCGGACCGUAUGCUAAUCCAGUUAUCAGUUCAUAAAACCAUUGUAAUGUUAUUUUUUAAGUCGAAGUGAAAAUGCUCUGCAGACCACGCAGAUAAAACCAAUAAAGUCUGAAAGUGACGUCCAAUAUCACCAUCUUUAGCUUCACAUUUGGACUCGAGUUCUCGCUCCAGAUGUAUACAUGGAGUUCACUGGGCAAAUAUAGUUUAUCAUCAUUAAUGAUGGAGACUUUGUUCUGCCUCUUCGGUGUCGGUAUUAGUGAGGUUUAGAUUUGAUUUCCACUACCAUUGCCGCCACAAUUAAGGGACCGUUAACCAAUCAGAUGCAUUUAUUUACCCGAUUAACCAAACACACGCGUGCUUGUCAGUAAAAGGUAGGGGUAUAAUGGUAGUGGAAGUCUAAACCUCACUAAUUUAAUAGAUAGACUCAAUCGUACAAUAUUCCAAAAAACGUUUUUAGGAUUUUUCUGGAUGUGGAGGGCGUUUUGAACAUCAGUUGACAGGCGAUCCUUAUCACUUGGCUGACGCAACCACUUGUGGUAGCAGAGUGUUGUGUUUCUAUACUUUGGGUAAGUUUAUUGCUUGUCCCCACAAACAAAAUAAACUGAAUUUGCUGUAUUUAUAUUCUGGACAAUUCUAUAUACGUCUAAUCUUGUGAAGGUUUUUGUUUCCAAGCUUCAAUGAAUCAUUGACUUAAUUACUUGGAACGUACAGAGAUAUAUAUGACUGAAUUUAAAUACAAUAAAAAAACUUGAAACCCCCCAUUCCCCCACCCAUUGUUGUAUGUAGCUCGAAUGCAUCCUCAUUAUAUGAUGAGCUUGCUUGAGAACUGCUAACGUGGCUUUAACUAGCAGCAACAUUGAACAGGAAUGGGCGGAGUCUGCAUUGAAGGGGGAGAGUCUGCAGAAUAUGAAUGCUGUUCCAGCAAUGUUGUACCCUAGCUAGUUCUAGAGGCUCUUAAAUAUUGGUGAGGCAAAAUAACGGCAAGGCGAAAUAAAUACGAGGCGAACGAGCCUCUGGUCAAAUGGACUGCAAAUCUCACUUCCUUACUUGAUUAGGUUCAAAAUCUGAAACUCGCAUGUGAUUGGCUGUUUGUAAAAACAUGUCAAACCGGUUUGGAAAAUAUACAGUACUAAAAUCAUUGCUACAUUUAGCAGGCUAUAAUUCGUUCAGUGUUUGUUUAUAUUCCAAACCGGUUUGACAUGUUUUUACAAACAGCCAAUCACAUCACAUGUGAGGUUGAGGUUCAGAUUCGAUUUGACCAGAGGCUCUUUCGCCUCGCCGUUAGUGUGGACAGCCACCAAGGGAAAACUUGUAGUGUGCUUAAUUUUCUACUAUGUUAAUCAAGUUAAUUAGGAAAUUGAGGAAACUCUCGUGUAAAUUCUGUCUCUUGUCAACUCUUAUGCAACUCUGAUCAUGUUCUCAUGUAAACUCUCUCUUGUCAACUGUCACGCACCUCGUUAUUUUAUAUGACUUCUUCACUUAUAUUUAUCUUUCUCUCUCAAUCUUUAUCUGUUUUCCACUUCAAACAUAUCGCGGCGAAGUGUAACGUAUGUAUUUGUUUUGUGAGCAUUCAGAUAGAAUUUGAUGCCCUUGAAACAAAGAAGUGCGUUGUGUUUCGUUUCGAUUGAAGUGGAAAUCAGACGUUAUUAAUACUCUUAAAUAAUUAUAUUGUAUAUAUGUGUUGCUGUAAAUAGUGCAUGACUAAAUAUUGAAUUAAUAUACUGUAAUUUAAAGUUGCAGGACCCCACUGAAAAACACUUCGGUGAUGUGGGUAUCCUGGCUAAAUAUGAAGAUAAUAAUAAUAAUAAUAAUAAUAAUAAUAAUAAUAAUAAUAAUAAUAAUAAUAUGAUUUGUCCUUGCCAUGGUAGUUACGGAAACUCUCGUGUAAACUCUCUCUCUCUCUCUCUGCUAAUCGUGUUUAUGUUUGACCUGGCCAUGAUAGUUGAAGAACCUCGCAUGUCAACUCUCGCUUCUCAACGUUCAUUGUCUGACCGAGCCAUGAGUGCGGAGGAAUUUCUCAUGUAAAUCAUACCUCUCAUGUAAACUCUUGCCAGUCCACUCUCGCGCAACUCUUGUUCUCGUUUGAUACACUCUUAUGGCAUGUUUUUCAGUAACUUUGCAAAUAUUUGCCACUUUUCAGAACGAGACGAAGCUGCAAUUGAUGUGACAAGAUUAGAUGAUAGUUCUGAUGAAGUCGGUAAGUUUUAUUUUGACGCAUAUGGCUGGCGUAGAAGUAGAAAGUCCCAUGAUGGAUGUGAAGAAGAUUGGGUAUAGCUGCCACAUUUCAGCUGCUCACGGGAUCAGCCUGCCGGAACAAAAUGGCUUGUGGUAGAUUCGCUUUUUUAAAUGAAGAGGAAUUGUUUAAAGUAUUGCCAGGACAAUAACAGCACCAAAAAGGUCAAGAAAGAAUGCAAAAUUAUUUUCGACGGGUGUAUAUUAUUUUCUCUUUACUUAAAUGUUCUGUUUUUCGUCUUUAUUACCGGCUGCCAGUUUUGGCAUUCUUGUUCUUUUGAAUGUGUAAUAACAUUGGUCUCGCUCUGGAUAGUUCUUUAUAUCAUGCUUAACCUCAACCAAUAAUGGUUUAAUCUAUUUUCAUUUAGUGUCACGUGAUUUAACUCUUGUCGUGUGUGUCUGGGAAGCUCCUCCAGUAGAACUUCAUUCCAGUCCCUCUUCUCAUAUGGCCGUGUUCGACAUCAACCGCUGGUAUCACUCACAAAUGCCUGCCAGCAUCAGGUAUG